Seminavis robusta is the source of this 1093-nucleotide messenger RNA. Lineage: Eukaryota; Bacillariophyta; Bacillariophyceae; Naviculales; Naviculaceae. The record is from the annotation of a GenBank genome assembly.
GUCAAGACAGGGAAUGAAUCCAUUCGAAUCGCCCGAUUGAAACGAGUGAACAAGCAAGCUCUCAGCAAAUAACAACAAACAGCAACAGAGUUCCACAGUUUGAUAACCACUACACAUAAAAGCCCAAACAAUGAUUGCGAAGCCAAGUCACUCCGAAGUCGACCGUUCCAAAGGCCGCCAGAGUCCAAGUCGUAAUAGUGGCAAUCAAAAGAAAACGAAAGUUGGGUCUCGGCUUCGAGCGAUGCGUCUCAAUCGAAAGCUAGUAUUAAUGCUGCACGAAUCGCUUCGAGCAGCGACGGCAAAAGAGGACGCUCUAGCAGCAGCAGCAGCGCCGUCGUCAAAAUUUUCGUUGCAACAUGUUGGACCACCUCCUCCAAGCCCAACGGCAUUUCCAAGGUUGCCUGACCCCGCCAUUCGCGUCGCUUAUGAAGCGAAGCUACAGGACCCCGGUACGCGCGUGGCGGACGAACAAGAGCACGAUGGAUUUGUCCUUGUCGGUAGCGAUAGCGAUGUCGACGAGAUGCAAGACUCUCAGCGAACUCCUUCCAUCAAGUUUCAACCCGUUGUUCAGGUUGUAGAGAUCCCCUCCCACGAAGACUACUGCGAAAGUGACCGCAAGAAGCAAUGGAACUCGAAGAAGCGCAUUCGCAAGGAAGCUCGCCGUAACAGGCUCGAGUACAAGGCCGACAGGUUUGAUUGGAGAAACUGCAAGGAAGAGGAAGAUAUGGUGGAGCUUUGCGACGGCAGCCUAGUGCAUCCGCAUACCUACGCAGCAAGACUUUCCGCUGCAGGAGACGAAAGCUGCCUCAGCAUGCGCACCAAGCUGGGUUUGCCCACGGUUGACAAGGUCACGACUAAAAGAAUGAUGUUGUGGCAACGCGAGUAAAGGGGCCCACCAGUCCAGUGCAAGGGGCUUCUUUGGAACAAGAGGAAAAGGACAGUAUCGUGCAAAUUUUGCGCUCUAUAAUAAAUCAAGGGAACGACAUCGCUUGUCGUUUGGCUGCACUGCAGAAGAUUGCCGCGUGGAAUCUAGGCUGCAUUCACUGAGCGAUGGCUAUAUUACAUAAAACUUAACUAGAAACACGCACUAUGG